Messenger RNA from Spinacia oleracea (spinach), 1840 nucleotides. RefSeq names its product xyloglucan galactosyltransferase XLT2. Gene Ontology annotation, molecular function: galactosyltransferase activity. The transcript has a single exon. Gene Ontology annotation, biological process: xyloglucan biosynthetic process. Bases 169 to 1698 code for a protein of 509 amino acids. NCBI's taxonomy places the organism in Eukaryota, Viridiplantae, Streptophyta, Magnoliopsida, Caryophyllales, Amaranthaceae. The record is from RefSeq and is a predicted model, not a curated record.
UAAUUAAAAUCCCACCAACAAAUUCUUGUUCCCAUAAACCUCACUUUGUCACUCUCUCUUUCCCAACUCCCAACACUUUUCCUCCUCACACUUUUCCGAUCAUUUUUCCGGCAAGACCGUCGGAAAAUAUCCAUUUCUGUCGACUCAAGCUACUUUACCAUCGUAUCCAUGCUUCCUGUAACAGACACCUCAUCGUCUUCUCCAGACCGACCUAUAAAAAAACCUAAAACCCCUCCCAAAUUACUAUCACUGUCACCGUCAUCUUCAACCUCUGAUUUCAGUAAACCUUCACUUUUCACUUUCUCUCUCCUCCAUAACCACCCUCGCUCAUGCCUCCUCCUCUUCGUCCUCCUCCUUCAACUCCUCCUCCUCUCCUUCUCCGGCCAUCGUCCAGUAUCGCUCACCGCCACUUCCGCUCCUUUCUCCGUCGCCAUUGUAAACCCUUACACUUACUCUAACUCAAUUUCCCCCAAUCCAAGCCCUAAUUCAGAAGAAUGCGAGCUCGGGAGAAUCUUCGUGUACGAUCUUCCACCAAAAUUCAACUCCGACAUUUACAAAAACUGCGACAACCUAAGCCCCUGGGGCUCCCGCUGCGCCGCCCUCUCAAACGACGGCUUCGGAACUAAAUCAACCGGAAUCAACCGUAUCAUGCCGGAAAAACUCGCCGAAGUUUGGUACAACACUGAUCAAUUCGCUUCCGAAAUAAUCUUCCAUAACCGUCUACUCUCCCACAAAUGUCGAACCCUAAACCCGCAAUCUGCUACAGCGUACUACAUCCCAUUCUACGCUGGACUCGCAGUAGGUAAAUAUCUAUGGUCCGAUUACACCCCAAAACAAAGAGACCACCAUUGCAAAACCGUCCUUAAAUGGGUCGAGUCGGAGUAUCCAUAUUUCAACAGAUCCAACGGUUGGGAUCAUUUCCUUACCAUGGGGAGAAUCACAUGGGAUUUCCGCCGUUCAAAAGAUCAUGAUUGGGGGUCGAAAUGUAUCCACUUACCAUUGAUGAGGAACAUCACACGGUUGUUAAUUGAGAAGAAUCCAUGGGACUAUUUCGAUAUCGGUGUACCUUACCCCACCGGAUUCCACCCCAAAAACCCAUCCGACGUCGUUUUAUGGCAGGAUUUUGUAAAAUCACGUGAGCGGCACUCGCUAUUCUGCUUCGCCGGUGCUACACGUGGCACUAUUGUAAACGAUUUCCGGGGAGUUUUACUGAGUCAAUGUAAGAACUCGUCCGAGUCAUGCCGAGUUGUCGACUGCGGUGGUAAUAAAUGCGUUAACGGAACGUCGGAAAUUCUCGAAACGUUUCUUGAUUCGGAGUUUUGCUUACAGCCUAGGGGUGAUAGUUUCACGCGCCGGUCUAUUUUUGAUUGCAUGUUGGCCGGUUCGAUUCCGGUUUUUUUCUGGAGACGGUCGGCUUAUUAUCAGUAUCAGUGGUUUUUACCGGGUGAACCGGGGAGUUACUCGGUUUUUAUUCACCGUGAUGAGGUUAAAAAUGGGACAUUGGUAAAAAAUGUGCUUGAAAAGUUUAGUAAAGAGGAGGUAAAAAAGAUGAGGGAAAAAGUUGUGGAAUUUAUUCCUAAAUUUAUUUAUGCGAAACCCUAUGAAGGGUUGGGAACCGUAAAAGAUGCCGUUGAUGUUGCCGUCGAUGGGGUUUUAAAGAGAAUCAAGGACCAAAAAGAGUUUAAUUAUAAGUGGUAAUUAUAGUUUAGAAUAUAUGAUUAUUUUUUACUUUGUGUAUAAUUAUUUGCUAUUGUUAGCUUGUUACACAUACUAUAUUUUUGUCCACUUUGUAAAGUGUGAUCGAGUCAUAUUUUAUGGCAAUAAUACUUCGUAAUUUGUA